This is a messenger RNA of Hyaena hyaena (striped hyena), 8775 nucleotides long. It is a transcript of the gene FBN3, whose product is annotated as fibrillin 3. Gene Ontology annotation, molecular function: calcium ion binding. Lineage: Eukaryota; Metazoa; Chordata; Mammalia; Carnivora; Hyaenidae. The transcript is spliced from 63 exons. The record is from RefSeq and is a predicted model, not a curated record. The coding region runs from base 1 to 8403 and encodes 2800 amino acids.
AUGGCCUGGGGCCCCCUGGCUCGGCUCCUGCUGGCCUGGGCGGCCCUGCUGUGCCUGGUGGGGGUCCACGGCCGAUGGGACAGGGCCUUGGAGUCUGCAGGUCCCGGACGUGUGCGCAGGCGCGGCAGCCCCGGCGUCCUGCAGGGGCCGAAUGUGUGCGGCUCCCAUUUCCAUGCCUACUGCUGCCCGGGAUGGAGGACAUUGCCAGGCGGUCACCAGUGUGUCGUUCCUGUCUGCAGACACCCCUGUGGCGAGGGCUUCUGCUCCCGGCCCAACCUGUGCACCUGUGCUGAUGGCAAGCUGGCGCCCGCCUGCGGGGGAAGCCGAGGGUUAGGGUGCAGCGUGAGCUGCAUGAACGGGGGCAGCUGCCGAGGGGAGUCCUGUCUGUGCCAGAGGGGCUACACGGGCACGGUGUGCGGGCAGCCCAUCUGUGACCGCGGUUGCCACAACGGGGGCCGCUGCAUAGGACCGAACCGCUGUGCUUGUGUGUACGGCUUCAUGGGGCCGCAGUGUGAGAGAGACUACCGGACGGGCCCCUGCUUUGGUCAGGUGGGCCCUGAGAGGUGCCAGCACCAGCUGAUAGGCCUCGUGUGCACGAAAGCACUCUGCUGUGCCACCGUGGGCCAGGCCUGGGGUGUCCCGUGUGAGCUCUGCCCUGCACAGCCUCACCCCUGUCGCCGAGGCUUCAUCCCCAAUAUCCACACGGGGGCCUGCCAAGAUGUGGAUGAGUGCCAGGCCGUCCCAGGCCUGUGCCAGGGGGGCAGCUGCGUCAAUACCGUGGGCUCCUUCGAGUGCCGCUGCCCGGCUGGAUACCGGCUCAGUGAGAACGGUGCCAAGUGUGAAGACCAUCGGGCCGGCACCUGCUUCUCGGCGCUGAUUGUGGGCCACUGUGCUGGGGACCUCGCCGGCCAUUACACUCAGAGGCAGUGCUGCUGCAACAGGGGCAGGUGCUGGGCUCCCGGCCCAGCCCCUGAGCCAUGUCCUCCGCGGGGCUCUGAUGAGUUCCACCGACUGUGUGUGCAGGGGCUCCCGCUGCUACCCUCCUACCCCGGCCCCUUCCCUGGCCUCCCUGGCUUCGGAUCCAACGGCGUGGGUCCUGGCCUUGGGCCCGCACGGCACAACCCCCAUGGCUCCAAUGGGCGUGGGGUUCCCAGCCUGGGCCUUGGCAACGCCCACAUUGGCACAGCCACCCUGAACCAGACCAUCGACAUCUGCCGGCACUUCACCAAUCUGUGUCUCAAUGGCCGCUGCCUGCCCACCCCUUCGAGCUACCGCUGCGAGUGUCACGCGGGCUACACGCAGGACGUUCGGGGGGAGUGCAUCGACGUGGACGAAUGCGCCAGCAGCCCCUGUCCCCAUGGAGACUGCAUCAACACCCCUGGCUCCUACCACUGCCGGUGCUACGAGGGCUUCCAGGCGAAGGCGGCCAAGCAGGCGUGCGUGGACGUGGACGAAUGCCUUGCGGGCAGCAGCCUCUGCCACCGCGGCCGCUGCGUCAACACCGAGGGCAGCUUCCGCUGUGUCUGCAACGCGGGCUUCGAGCUCGGCCCCGGGGGCAAGAACUGUGUGGAUCACAACGAGUGUGCCACCACCACCAUGUGUGCCAACGGCGUGUGCAUCAAUGAGGACGGCAGCUUUACGUGUCUCUGCAAAUCCGGCUUCCUGCUGGCGCCUGGGGGCCGCUACUGCGUGGACAUCGACGAGUGUCAGACUCCGGGCAUCUGCACGAACGGCCACUGCACCAACACCGAGGGCUCCUUCCGCUGCCACUGCCUGGGGGGGCUGGCGGUGGGCGCCGACGGCCGCGCGUGCGUGGACACCCACGUGCGCAGCACCUGCUACGGGGCCCUGGAGCAGGGCUCCUGCGCGCGCCCCUUCCCUGGCGCCGUCACCAAAUCUGAGUGCUGCUGUGCCAGCCCAGACCACGGCUUUGGGGAGCCUUGCCGGCUGUGUCCUGCCAAGAACUCUGCCGAGUUUCAGGUUCUGUGCAGCAGCGGUCUGGGCAUCACCACGGAUGGCAGAGACAUCAAUGAGUGUGCCCUCGACCCCAACGUCUGUACCAACGGCAUGUGCGAGAACCUUCAGGGCAGUUACCGCUGCGUCUGCAACCUAGGCUACGAGGCGGGCGCAGCGGGCAAGCAGUGCGUGGACGUGGAUGAGUGCGCGCGCAACAGCCUCCUGUGCGACAACGGGCGGUGCCGGAACAGCCCGGGCAGCUACAGCUGCUCCUGCCCCCAGGGCUUCAGCUUCCGGCAGGACACGGAGACCUGUGAAGACAUCAACGAGUGCCUGUCCGACCCGUGUGUAAAUGCUGUGUGCCGGAACCUGGCUGGUUCCUAUGCCUGCGAAUGCGCCCCUGGCAGCCGGCUGGGGCCGUCCGGCACCGUGUGUCUAGACAGCACCAGGGGCACCUGCUGGCUGCAGGUCCAGGACGGCCGCUGUGAAGCGAACCUGCGCGGAGCCUCCCUGCGGUCCCAGUGCUGUGCCACCCUGGGGGCCGCCUGGGGGAGCCCCUGCGAACGCUGCGAGUCCGACCCCGCCUGCGCCCGCGGAUUUGCCCGCCUGACGGGGCUCACCUGCGAAGAUGUGAAUGAGUGCGAAGUCUUCCCUGAGGUCUGUCCCAAUGGGCGCUGCCUCAACACUGCCGGCUCCUUCCGCUGUGAGUGUCCCGAUGGGCUGACGCUGGACGCCACCGGCCGCCUCUGUGUGGACAUGCGCCUGGAGCCUUGUUUCCUGCAUUGGGAUGAGGAUGAGUGUGGGGCCGCCCUGCCCGGCAAAUACCGGAUGGACGUCUGCUGCUGCUCCGUGGGGGCUGCCUGGGGGGCCGAGUGUGAAGCCUGCCCAGAGCCCGAGUCCCCGGCAUUUGCCAGCCUGUGUCCCCGGGGCCUGGGCUUCGCCAGCCAGGACUUCCUGUCAGGCCGGCCCUUCUAUAAAGAUGUGAACGAGUGCAAGGCCUUCCCUGGCCUCUGCGUGCACGGUGCCUGCCGCAACACCGCGGGCAGCUUCCGCUGCUCCUGCGCGGGGGGCUUCGCUCUGGAUGCCCAGGGAAGGAACUGCACAGACAUCGACGAGUGCCACAUCUCCCCCGACCUCUGCGGCCAGGGCACCUGUGUCAACACCCCGGGCAGCUUCGAGUGUGAGUGCUUCCGUGGCUACGAGAGCGGCUUCAUGCUGAUGAAGAACUGCAUGGACGUGGACGAGUGUGUGCGGGACCCGCUGCUGUGCCGGGGAGGCACCUGCUUCAACACGGAGGGGGGCUACCAGUGCCAGUGCCCCCCCGGGCACACGCUGACGGCCAAGGGCACCGCCUGUGAGGAUGUUGAUGAGUGUUCCCUGAGUGACGGCCUGUGUCCUCACGGCCACUGUGUCAAUGUCAUCGGGACCUUCCAGUGCUCCUGCCACGCGGGCUUCCAGAGCACGCCUGACCUCCAGGGCUGCAUGGAUAUAAACGAAUGCCACACCGGGAACGGUGGCUGUGACGUGCACUGCACGAACACCGAGGGCAGCUACCGGUGUGGCUGUGGACACGGCUACUCACUGAUGCCCGAUGGGAGGGCGUGUGCAGACGUGGAUGAGUGUGCGGAGAACCCGGACAUCUGCGAUGGAGGCCAGUGCGCCAACGUGCCGGGGGGCCACCGCUGCCUGUGCUAUGACGGCUUCGUGGCCACGCUGGAUGCGAGGGCGUGUGCUGACGUGAAUGAGUGUGACCUGAACCCCCACGUUUGCCUCCAUGGGGACUGUGAGAACACAAAAGGCUCCUUUUUCUGCCACUGCCGGCUGGGCUACGUCAUCAGGAAGGGGGCCACGGGCUGCUCCGAUGUGGAUGAGUGUGAGCUUGGGGGACACAGCUGUGACAGUCACGCUUCCUGCCUCAACGUCCCGGGGAGUUUCAGCUGCAGGUGCCAGCCAGGCUGGGUGGGGGAUGGCUUCGCAUGCCACGACCUGGAUGAAUGCUCCUCCCGGGAGCACCAGUGCAGCCUGCGAGCCGACUGCCUGAAUGCUCCCGGCUCCUACCUCUGUGCCUGCCACCAGGGCUUCACCGGGGACGGCUUCUCCUGCGAAGACAGGGACGAAUGUGCUGAGGACGUGGACCUCUGUGAGAACGGGCAGUGCCUCAAUGCCCCCGGCGGGUACCGCUGUGAGUGCGAGAUGGGCUUCAGCCCCACAGAGGACCACCAUGCCUGCCAGGAUGUGGACGAGUGUGUUCUCGGGAACCUCUGUGUGUUCGGGAGCUGCAAGAACCUGCCUGGAAUGUUCCGCUGCGUCUGCAGCGAGGGCUACGAGCUGGACCGCGGUGGCGGCAAUUGCACAGAUGUCAAUGAGUGUGCAGACCCUGUGAACUGCAUCAAUGGCCUGUGUGUCAACACCCCCGGCAGCUACCUCUGCAACUGCCCCCAGGAUUUUGAGCUGAACCCCAGCGGGGUGGGCUGUGUGGACACCCGGGUCGGGAACUGUUUCCUGGACACGCAUGACCGAGGGGAUGGUGGCAUCUUCUGCACAGCUGAGAUCGGGGUUGGCGUCACCCGAGCUUCCUGCUGUUGCUCCCUGGGACGGGCCUGGGGUAACCCGUGUGAACUGUGCCCGAUGGCCAACACCACCGAGUACAGAACCUUGUGCCCGGGGGGCGAGGGCUUCCGGCCCAACCCCAUCACUGUCAUUCUGGAAGACAUCGAUGAGUGCCAGGAGCUGCCCGGGCUGUGCCAGGGGGGCGCCUGUGGCAACACCUUCGGCAGCUUCCAGUGUGCGUGCCCACCCGGCUACCACCUCAAUGAGGACACCCGCAUCUGUGAGGACAUCGACGAGUGCUCGGCACACCCGGGCAUCUGCAGCCCCGGUACCUGCUACAACGCCCUGGGGAACUACACCUGUGUCUGCCCUGCGGAGUACCUGCAAGUCAACGGUGGCAACAACUGCAUGGACAUGAGGAAGAGCAUCUGCUUCCGGCACUAUAACGGCACGUGUGGGAAUGAACUGGCCUUUAACGUGACGCAGAAGAUAUGCUGCUGCUCAGACAACAUCGGCCAGGCCUGGAACAGACCCUGCGAGGCCUGCCCCACCCCUGCCAGCUUGGACUACCGGAUCCUGUGCGGAAGCCAGGCCCCCGGCUUCGUCAUUGACAUCCACACGGGGAAGCCCAUCGACAUCGACGAGUGUGGGGAGAUCCCCGCCAUCUGUGCCGAUGGCAUCUGCAUCAACCAGAUCGGGAGCUUCCGCUGCGAGUGCCCCGCGGGCUUCAGCUACAACGGCGCGCUGCUGGCCUGCGAAGACGUGGACGAGUGUGCCAGUGGGGAGAGCCCCUGCCGGCGGAAUGCCGACUGCGCCAACAUCCCCGGCAGCUACCGCUGCAAGUGCGCCCGAGGCUACAAGCUGUCGCCAAGCGGGGCUUGCGUGGGACGGAACGAGUGCCGGGAGAUUCCAAACAUCUGUAGCCAUGGCGACUGCGUGGACACGGAGGGCAGCUACACUUGCCUGUGUCACCGCGGCUUCCAGGCCUCUGCCGAACAGACCCUGUGCACGGAUGUGGACGAGUGUGACCAGCAGCCAUGCGGAAAUGGGACCUGCAAGAACGUUGUUGGCUCCUACCACUGCCUCUGCUACCCUGGCUUCGUGGCAACACACAGCGGAGACUGCGUGGACAUGGAUGAGUGCACCACCCUGGCAGGGCAGGUUUGCCGAUUUGGCCAGUGCCUCAACACAGCUGGCUCCUUCCACUGCCUUUGCCAGGAUGGCUUCGAGCUCACGGCCGACGGGAAGAACUGCAUGGACACCAAUGAGUGUUUCAGCCUCGCGGGAACCUGCCUGCCGGGCACUUGCCACAACCUCGAGGGCUCCUUCCGCUGCAUCUGUCCCCCUGGCUUCCAGGUGCAGGACGACCGCUGUGUCGACAUCGACGAGUGCUUGGAGGAACCCAACCUCUGCCUCUUUGGCACCUGCACCAACAGCGCCGGGAGUUUCCAGUGCCUCUGCCCACCUGGCUUUGUCCUCUCUGACAACGGGCACCGCUGCUUUGACACGCGGCAGAGUUUCUGCUUCACCCAAUUUGAGGCCGGGAAGUGCUCUGUGCCCAAAGCUUUCAACACCACCAAGGCCCGGUGCUGCUGCAGCCAGAAGCCCGGCGAGGGCUGGGGCUACCCCUGCGAGCUGUGUCCCCAGGAGGGCAGUGCUGCCUUUCAGGAGCUCUGCCCCUUCGGCCACGGGGCGGUCCCAGGCCUGGAUGACUCCCGGGAAGACGUGAACGAGUGUGCGGAGAGCCCCGGCGUCUGCACUAACGGCCUUUGCGUCAACACCGACGGGUCCUUCCGCUGCGAGUGUCCCUUCGGCUACAGCCUGGACUUCACCGGCGUCCGCUGUGCGGACGUAGACGAGUGCGCCGUCGGGCACCCCUGUGGCAAAGGCACCUGCACUAACGUCAUCGGAGGCUUCGAAUGUGCCUGCGCCGACGGCUUUGAGCCUGGCCCCAUGAUGACCUGUGAGGACAUCGACGAGUGCUCCCUGAACCCUCUGCUCUGUGCCUUCCGCUGCCGCAACACCGACGGCUCCUACGUGUGCACCUGCCCGGCCGGCUACGCCCUGCGGGAGGACGGGGCCAUGUGCAGAGAUGUGGACGAGUGUGCGGCCGGUCAGCAGGACUGCGGCGAGCGGGGCAUGCUGUGUAAGAACCUCAUCGGCACCUUCGCCUGCGUCUGCCCCCCAGGCCUGCGGCCUCAGCCUGGCUCCGGGGAGGGCUGCACAGAUGAAGACGAGUGCCGAGCGCAGCCCCACCUGUGCGCCAACGGCCUCUGCGUCAACACCGUAGGCAGCUUCCGUUGUGACUGUGACCAGGGCUUCCGGCCCAGCCCCGCCGGCACCGAGUGCCACGACGCGCGGCGGGGCCCCUGCUUCUCCGAGGUGCUGCAGGCCGUGUGCCAGGCUCCCUCGAGCAGCGGUGAGGCCGUCACCAGGGCCCAGUGCUGCUGCGGGGGCGGCCGGGGCUGGGGGGCCCGCUGUGAGCUCUGUCCCCUGCCUGGCACCUCUGCCCACAGGACCCUGUGCCCCCACGGCUCAGGCUACACCGCCGAAGGCCAAGAUGUGGACGAGUGCCACAUGUUCGCGGACCUCUGCCCUCACGGCGAGUGCAUCAACAGCCUUGGCUCCUUCCGCUGUCGCUGCCAGGCCGGGUACGCGCCAGACGCUGCUGCCACAGCCUGCCUGGAUGUAGAUGAGUGUGGCCAGGCCCCCCCGCCGUGUCCUUUCCUCUGCAAAAACACUGAGGGCAGCUUCCUCUGCGCCUGCCCCCGAGGCUACCGGCUGGAGAAGGACGGCAGAACCUGCAGAGACCUCGACGAGUGCUCCUCCAGGCACCACAACUGCCAGUUCUUCUGCGUCAACACCGUGGGCUCCUUCAGCUGCCAGUGCCCCCCCGGCUUCACCCAGCACCGCCAGGCCUGCCUCGACACAGACGAGUGCUCAGCCCAGCCUGGCCCCUGCGGCACCCACGGGCGCUGCCUCAACGCCCCAGGCAGCUUCCGCUGCGAGUGCCACCGCGGCUUCACCCUGGACAGUUCGGGCCAUGCCUGCGAAGACGUGGAUGAGUGUGCAGGGCCCCAUCGCUGCCGGCAUGGCUGCCAGAAUGAGCUGGGGGGCUACCGCUGUGGCUGCCCCCAGGGCUUCACCCCACACUCCCAGUGGAGCCAGUGUGUGGACAAAAACGAGUGUGUGCUGUCGCCUGCGGCCUGCGGCAGUGCCCCCUGCCACAACACGCUGGGUGGCUUCCGCUGCGUCUGCCCCUCUGGCUUUGACUUUGACCAGGCCACAGGGGGCUGCCAGGACAUAGACGAGUGUGCCGCACGGGGCGGCCCCUGCAGCUACAGCUGCACCAACACCGCGGGAGGCUUCCUGUGCGGCUGCCCCCAAGGCUACUUCCGGGCCGGGCAAGGGCACUGUGUCUCUGGCCUGGGCUUUGGCGCUGGACUCCAGGAGACCCCAGAAGAGGGACUGCGUUCAUCUGAAGCCUGCUAUGAAUGCAAGAUCAAUGGCCUCCCGCCUCGUGACCGGCCACGGCGCAGUGCCUACGGGGGCCACCAGGUGAGCCUGGCCAGCCUUGACUCGGAGGCCCCACUGACCUUGGACCUGAACCUCUCGCGCCUGGGCCAGGCCGAGCACAUCCUGGAGCUGCAGCCGGCGCUAGAGAGCCUGGCGGGCCGGGUCCGUUACGUCAUCGCCCGUGGCAAUGAGCAGGGUUUCUUCCGCAUGCAUCGCCUCCGAGGCCUCAGCGCCCUGCAGCUGGGGCGUCAGAGGCCUGGGCCAGGGACCUACUGGCUGGAGGUGGUGAGCGUGGCAGGGCCCUGGGGCGCCUGGCGGGAGGGGCCACCGGGACCAGGGGGCCGGACCUUGCGGCUGAAGGUGCUGCUGCAGCUGCUGUAGUCGCAAGGACCCUCCCCCAUCUCCUGCCAGACCCCAGGCCUCUCCCGCAGCCCCCUCUCUGGACUCACUGCAUGGGCACGGCCCAAUCCUUGCCUUGUUCACCGGGAUUUGGGGGAAACUGAUGUCACCCAGCUUACUACCCAGCGCCGGGAGCCCCUGGUGGCCCUGGUGAAGCCCUGGACUCAGUGUCCCCGGAGCCCCCUGUUCCUCCUCCCCUCCAGAGGCCCCAGCUCCUCACCCCCUUCCAGAGCGUGGAGGGGGGCAGACCCCACCAGCAGUGGUGAUCCCCCGACCAGGUGGAGCCCCAGAACUCAGGAAGAGCAAACCGCUAUGCUAUGACCUCAGGUGAACCCGGCUUCUGCCCAGGGGGAC